AUGCCCAGUCCACCACAGUCUUUGUGCAACCUUCACCCGUGCAAAGGUCACUCUGGGCCUCAGAAUCUCAACGAUUACCUCGAUUCUUGUUCUAAAGGGGAUCCUGCGCUCGUCCCUGGCACUGAUGAUAUAGCUAUCAACGAAGACACUCCCACUGGAACCCUAUCGAUAUGUAAGGCCUUGGACGCCUCUACAAUAGCUGGGAAUGAGCCCUGUCAGCUAGCAACCGAGAGCUUCUUGGCGGCACAGACACCUAAAGGGAAAGACCCUUGUGAUAGUAUAGAGCAAGCCCCAAAGGCCAUCUGUCAUGGUGAUAUCCUAGAGUGGCGGCAGAUAGAGUUAGAAGAAUGGCCAGGCAAUAUCUCUAAUGACAAUAAGAGUGGGGGCUGGAGCACAUUCACAGGUGCAAUAAGAUGCAUGAAUACGCCUGUUACUCAGCACGUAAAGCGAAACCUUAAUGAAUGCUUUGAUAUAAAGCCUUUCUCGCAAUCCUUCUUUGAAUCUGUCAACCAACACGAUAGCCUUUCCACUACCUGCCAAGCACAUAUAGUCAAACCCCUGGGUGACCGAGAAGGGCUCUACCCUAUUGCUGAGAUACGUGAUUCUGAUCCUAUUGCAUACAGCCCUUUUAUCCAACCCUCUUCUCCAUCGUCACAAGCAUCACCGCGCUCUCUUCUCACAAACACUGCCGUCAAGGCCACUCAUAAGCCCUCAGCACCAUAUUCACUUAAUCCCCUGGUUAUUAGGCAAGCUAGGCCACAUAACUUUGAUGGGUCCCCGUCCAGUUUUUCUUCUGGACCUCGGACUAAUGAAGAGGCACAAUCUGUAGAGGUUAAGUUGGAUGGACUUGGAGGAGCUGUUAUCACAUUCACUCCACUGACACCGUCAUCUCCGUCGCGAACUGCUCAGGGGCUCUGUCACACAGUUGAUUGUUCACCGCAUCGGCAUUUCCCGAAAACAGCUCUUUCAUUCAACAAGCGGGCAACGCUGCACACCCGCAUUAAGGAUAUAGCUUCGGACCAGCAACGCUAUACCUUUUGUGAUAGCAGUGAAGCUACUAUCUCAAAUGAAACACCAGACUCUCCACCUCAUGCAGUAGUACACACAGCUCAAAUGCACGGUAACUCUCUUCCACAUGCAAGAGUACGAUCGGCAUAUCGGACAGUUAAUCCUGUACCUACUAAGAGCCCACCAAACUUGCACCUGACUGGGUUGUUUUCUCCACCUUCAGCUUCACAGAAAAGCAAACACUUUACUGCUUCUGAAGGAGUCUUAUUAGUAGAGAACAAAGGGUCUUCUUCCUCAUCCAUUCUAUUAAAGCAAUCCAUGAUUAAACCUAGCCCAAUCAAUUCAUUGAAGGAGAUCGCUAAGUCAGAAACUGGAUCCCACUUGGACAAUGCUCGGCUUUCUAUUCACACUGGAAUCAUUAACAAUGCUAGAGAUGUGCCUGUAAGCUAUGACGCCUUCACAGAAUCUCCCUUACAAACUCGUGACCGGGAGAUCAUGCACGACCUCAGCCUUUCUCCUAUAGAGCUAUGCUCCCUUGGACUUCACAAUGGCCGAACGAUGACUCCUCGAGCGAGGGCAAUAUCGGCGUUGCAAAAGCUUAGACAUCAUCCAUCUCGAAAGAUAGAUACUUCUAUUCACUGUUAG
This is a messenger RNA of Giardia duodenalis, 1653 nucleotides long. RefSeq lists its product as uncharacterized. The coding region runs from base 1 to 1653 and encodes 550 amino acids. Lineage: Eukaryota; Fornicata; Diplomonadida; Hexamitidae. The transcript has a single exon. The record is from RefSeq and is a predicted model, not a curated record.